This is a messenger RNA of Mugil cephalus (flathead mullet), 2032 nucleotides long. Its product is annotated as general transcription factor IIF subunit 2-like. Lineage: Eukaryota; Metazoa; Chordata; Actinopteri; Mugiliformes; Mugilidae. Gene Ontology annotation, biological process: transcription initiation at RNA polymerase II promoter; transcription by RNA polymerase II. Gene Ontology annotation, cellular component: transcription factor TFIIF complex. The coding region runs from base 112 to 876 and encodes 254 amino acids. The record is from RefSeq and is a predicted model, not a curated record. The transcript has 8 exons.
GUAGUAUUUUGAAACUCCUAACGCCUAAUUGGCUCUUCCUGGGUAAAUUGGACCCGCUGCUGCUAACUUUAAACUUUAUCCCUCGGUCGAUCUGUCGAAACUAUUUAAAAUAUGUCGGAGAAAACGGAGGUUAAUCUAAGAGGAGUCAAAGAAAGCAAAGGCGUGUGGCUCGUAAAGGUUCCCAAAUAUUUAUCUCAGCAAUGGGACAAAGCCACAGAAAAGGGAGAAGUUGGAAACAUUACCAUUAGAAAGGAGAAAGGUAAAACAGAGGUACGUUUCAGCCUGAACGAGGAGCUGACCGCUCUGGACGCUGUGGACGAGAAGAAUGCGUCACUGCGGGUCCCGAGGGAUCAUCCUUUCACCAUGCACACAGUGGGUGGACAGACCAUGGCCGUCUUCAGCCAGAGCGACGCAGAUGAAAUCAGCCUGGAGGGGAUGGUGGUUCACAGAGCUGAAUGCAGACCGGUCGUCACUGACAACUACAUGAAGCUGAAGAAGCUGCAGAUUAAAGAAUCCAUCAAGCCUCAACGUUUGUCACAGCAGCUGGAGCGAGCCGUCACCACCGUCUUCAAGCCUGUGGCCAACCACAAUUUCAACGUGGAGUAUGAGAAGAAGAAGAAGUCGGAGGGGAAGAUGGUGAGGGCUGAGCGGCAGGUGGUGUUGGAUAUGCUUUUCUCUGCCUUUGAGAAGCACCAGUAUUACAACAUUAAGGACCUGGUGGACAUCACCCAGCAACCUGUGACCUACCUUAAAGAAAUCAUGAGGGAAAUUGGGACGUACAACAGCAAGGGAGCACACAAGAGCACCUGGGAGCUGAAGGCCGAGUACCGCCACUACCACUCUGAAGAGGAAGAGGAGGAUAUGCAGACCGCAUAGCACCUGCUAAGUGUACAGAUAGAAGCCUCUGCACCCAUCAGCUUAAGCAGAAAUUCACGAGGCGUUGUUGAGUUUAUUAUUGCAAAGGUUUGCUGAGAAGAAGCGGAUCUUAAAUAAACAUGGAUAUUGUUCAGCAUGUUGAAUCUCAAGCUGGUUUUUGAAUUCACGCAAGGACGUCUACACUCGGACCACAGACACUUCCUGGUUGCUGGGUUUAGAGUUAAGGAAUCCAGAGUAUGAAUACUACACAUUUUCCUCUACGGAUAAACAUUAACAGCCAUGCUAUUAGAAGCAUCUGUGACUUACGUGUUGGUGACACUUGUUUCUAUUGAUGCUGCUUUGCUACAGUUCUCGUUAUUAGUUCAACCUGCAUGUAAAACGUCUUGCCUUGAGGAUGCUCUCUGCAGACUGGUGCACACUAGGUGGAUGUGGGUUUUUAUUGCACGCUUGUUCAACCUACCACAUCAUUUUAAUGCUCACACAUUGUAACACUUUUCAUCAGAAGUAACACAUGGACGAUUUGAAGAGCAAAAUGCCUGGCAACUCAGUUCCAGUCAUGGUUUUCAACAGUCACUAUAGCAACAGGUUUAAGCUGUACAGUGAAUCACACAUAGGCGAAACCUGCUUCUGAGUAUCUGACCACACCCCAGCUAGUCAUGAGUCAGCAGGCAGAAGGCCUUAUUAGAGCAGGAUGACACUGUUUAAGAGGCAUAAGGGCGAAAACUAAAUCCUAAACAGAUUCAUCAUUUAUGCAUUUCUCAGUGCACUUGCGAAAAAAAAAAUACCAAAAUGCCCCUUGCUUCAAUCUACAGUAAUGCAAAAACAAAGUAGUGGUACUUAAUUUUAUUUCAAAUAAACCAGUUGUAUUUUUUUUGUUUUAUUGUAGAUGGAUUCGUAUUUAAUGCAACGAUAAACACGAAGAGGAUGUCGGUAUAAGUUGUUGCUAAAACAGCCUUCAGUCAGAAUCAGAAGCUUUAUUCACCGUCCUGUCUUUAGUUUUACCACAAGAACUGGGCCAUACCUGGGAGAAUAAAAAAAAAAAAAAAAAAUAGACACUGCAAAAGCCAAAAGGUUAAAAAAUGGAUUCAGUGAUCAUGUUUGAUUCGUCCAGAUUUAGUUGUAGUACUGUGGGCCAUUAUAUGAAUAUAUAAGAUUU